GCAAAUUUGCCAUUUCCACAAAAAUUUACAGAGAAGAAAAUUGGUAAAUGCCACCUUUGGUUGCUGACAUUACUAAUUCAUGUUAUGUUUAGUCAUUAGAAAAAAUUAAUAUUAAUUUUGGUCACUCGAAUUGUCGAAAUAUGUCACAUUUAGUCACUUUUAGUCACACUCUCCCAUUAGUUUCCGUCCAACUCCAUUAACAGAGUUGGAUGGGGGUUAAUGGAGAGUGACUUAAUGUGACAUGUUUCAGUAAUUUGAGUGACAUUCAUGAAAAAAAGAGUAAUUCGAGUGACCGGAGUUGGACGGAGGCUAAUGGUAGAGUGACUAAAUAUGACUUGUUUUAGUAAUUCGAGUGACCAAAAUUGAUAUUAAUUUUUUCUAGUGACUAAACAUAACACGAUUUAGUAAUCUUAGUGACCAAAUGCGGCAUUUACCGGUGGCGUCUUCGGUGCACUCACUUAUUUGGGUGCAUUCAAUGCACUCUCUUCAUAACCGUUAUUUUAAACAUGGGAUUUGUGUUAAAAUAAUGUCAAUCAUCAAUUAUGAUGUGAUGAACAAUAACGCAGAUGAAUUUGCAUAAAACCCAUUAAAUAUUUACUUUAAUUUGAGGAUUUAGAGUUUAGAGAUUUAGGGUUAGGGUUUACAAUUUGGGGUUUAUGGAUAGAACUCAAAAUUGGAGGUCUAGGGCUUAGGUAAUCCACUAAUUAGUUGAAGGAUUUAAUUUGAAGGAUUUAGAGUUUAGAGAUUUAGGGUUAGGGUUUACAAUUUGGGGUUUAUGGAUAGAACUCAAAAUUGGAGGUCUAAGGCUUAGGUAAUCCACUAAUUAGUUGUUAUCAUAUGUUAUAUCAUCAUAUUACACUAAUUCUACAAGACUAAUUUUUGAGUUUUAUGAGUGCACCGAAGUAGUCACGGCAUUUGCAUGAUGAAAAUGGAAGAAAUAUGAAAGUGAAGUUUGUCAUGGCACGAUGGAGAUCCUGAUUCCUGAGUAUCAAACAACCUACCGACGCGUGAAAAGGGCGCGUGACUAACCAACGACGACAAAUUGCUGCACCAAGCUAGCGUUGAUUUCUCCUCUCUGGAGGUUCCGGCAACUUCAAAGUAGGCUGCCAAUUAACCAACAACCUCGUCUGCUGCUUUCUCUUCCCGCCCCCUCUGUGCAUUUUCGAUUCCGGAGAAACGCCCUCCGCCGGUGCAUAUAUCACAGUACGCAUCAGUUAUUUCGCAUCGCUGGUUUAGAAUAAUUCUCCACAGCUUCCCAGGACAGCAACCCCCUGCGAGCGAAUCAAAUGCGAUCUCUGAAUCACCACCGCCCAAACAUCCGACCCGGUUGCUCUCGCCGGCGGAGUCACUCUUCUAUUCUCGACGCAGCAUCAUCGCUGUCCUUCUAUUCCCGUCCGUCUUAUAAUCCCCAGUUGAAAGCAUUACGGGUAAACCGAAAUGCAAUUCGGUUACAUGAUAGAGCUGUUCAAACUAGAGCGUUUGAUGUGGAUUCGUUCUUUAUGUCCCCUGUCGAUGAUUGGGGUGACAAUGAGGAUUUUCCUGUUGACUACGUGUUCUCAUCCAGUGAUGCCGAUAGCAGCGAUGGGGAAUUCGUGCUGAGUCCUUUGACUGAUAUGGAUUUACCUACUUCUAAGGUGUCGACUAACGAUGCUGUUACAUUAACAGCUCACCGCCUAGGAUUGAUUGGGAGGGGUCACAGAAGACAUAGAGUCAAUUACGGGAUUUGGAACAAUUUUGGGUUGAUAACCUUCUUGACGGUGCUGCUUCUGUUUAUUGACUGGCGUGCCUGGAAGAUUGUAAGGGUACCCCUGCCAUCAUUAUACUUAUCUCGGCCCUUUUUCUUAUCAGCAGCUUUAGUCGCAUGUGCGGGCUACAUUUGUGUCCCAUUGCUUGACGCUUUGAUGAUUCACGAGACUGUCAGGAGAGUAGGGCAUUUUAUGUAUUCCAGGAAGAGGGAAACACCUACAAUGGGUGGCCUGUUUACGGUUCCUAUCGGUGUAGGUGUCUCUUUCUUCUUUGUUGGUUUUACUUGUGUCGAAGUUUCUGCUGCAGCAUUAGCAACUAUUGCAUUUGGUGCCAUUGGUUUUCUUGAUGACAUUGUAAGGGUUAUCAACCGACAUCACUGUGGCCUGUCUAUGUGGACAAAAGUUCUUUUGGAGGUGGCUUCAGGAACUGGUUUUGCAGUUUGGCUAAGCACGGCAAACAUAUCAUCACCUUACAGCAUGAAAAUGUUGGUUCCUCUACCCGCUCCGCUGGGCCUUGUUUGCUUGGGGAAAUUUUAUUUGGUGCUGACUUCUCUAUGCUUUGUCUCCAUGGGACGUGGGAUUGACCUAACAGAUGGUCUUGAUGGGCUAACUGCUGGAACUGCUGCAUCGGCUUUUACAGGAAUGGCAGUUGCAGUGCUACCGAUAUGUCCUGAACUUGGCAUAUUUGGAGCAUCAAUGGCAGGUGCCUGUGUUGGUUUUCUGCUGCACAACCGGUACAAGGCAUCGGUCCUGCUGGGAGACACGGGAUCUUUGGCCUUAGGAGGAGCAUUAGCUGCAAUGGCUGCUUGUACUGGGAUGUUCUUUCCAUUGUUUCUUUCAUCUGGAAUCUUCCUUUUAGAAGCACUCUCGGUUGGAAUGCAGGUCAUUUUUGGAGUUGUCAACUUGAAGACAAGGAAAGGGCUGAAGGCAGGAAUAGAGCGGUAUGCGACGUGCAUCACACCUCUCCAUCGGCACCUCCAAUUAUGGGGAGUGAAGGAACCCGUCAUUGUUGCUAGUGCAUAUGUUAUAUCAAGCUUCUUGGCCUUGACCGGAGGAUAUGUUGCUCUAAUCUCAGCUUAGCUUCUCUUUCUAUUUCUACUAAUGAUCACUAGGUUUGUCCUUCUUUUCCAUAGCUUGGUGAUUCUGACUACGAAAACCACUAUACAUGUGUUCAGAGACCACAGUAGAAUAGAAGAUAGACGAUAGU
This is a messenger RNA of Linum trigynum, 2952 nucleotides long. NCBI's taxonomy places the organism in Eukaryota, Viridiplantae, Streptophyta, Magnoliopsida, Malpighiales, Linaceae. The record is from the annotation of a GenBank genome assembly.